Serpula lacrymans var. lacrymans S7.9 is the source of this 4424-nucleotide messenger RNA. RefSeq lists its product as uncharacterized. The transcript has 22 exons. Lineage: Eukaryota; Fungi; Basidiomycota; Agaricomycetes; Boletales; Serpulaceae. Bases 1 to 4293 code for a protein of 1430 amino acids. Gene Ontology annotation, cellular component: endoplasmic reticulum. Gene Ontology annotation, biological process: phosphatidylcholine metabolic process. The record is from RefSeq and is a predicted model, not a curated record. Gene Ontology annotation, molecular function: phosphatidylcholine lysophospholipase A1 activity.
AUGGAAGCAACAUCGAAUGGUCCAGAAUACGAUGACAGACACCCGUUGGUAUCAUUGGUCUCGGCGUGCUUUUGGGUGUUGCUCUGGUUACUCUCUUGGGUAAAGGCCCUCAUUGCUUUUGCAACCAUAACGGUCCCUCGGUUUAUAUACUUUGUACUUUCGUACUCCAUGACUUUGACGCUUAACUUUUGGUCUUUUGCCAUCAUGUUCCUACUUUCUGCUGUUGCGCUUAAUUAUUGGAUUCGAUUUCGAUAUCUGAACACAUAUUCACAACUUAAAGAACCGCCAUUGGUCAAACCUGAUGUCAACGAACUUCACCCUGAUGUAAAUACCACAGAUCCACCUCCCGCAUUCCAUAACUAUCUGGACGACUUCUUGCAAGCAGUUAGGGUUUUUGGUUUCCUAGAGAAGCCGGUCUUCCACGAACUUGCUAGGCAUCUACAAACAAGGCGAUUAAUAGCCGGAGAUAGUAUAUCGCUUGAUCAAGAUCGUAGUUUCUAUUGUGUUAUCGAUGGUACAGUUCAAGUAUAUGCUCGAACGGGGAACUCUAGCCUGGGUCAAAAGGGCUCGUGGGAUGAGGAAGACAUGAAUGGAUACCAAUUAAUUAACGAAGUUGGGAGUGGUGGGACACUGUCUAGUCUAUUCAGCAUUCUCAGUCUUUUCACCGAGGAUGUCAAGAUCAGCUGGAAGGAUGAGGGGCAUGGGCCAACUGAUAAGCCUGCUAACCACAUUACUAUGCCUGUCAGGACACGCACAUCACGAGCAAAUUCUGAUGUUUCUCGAUUUGACCUGGACCAUACCUCACCAAGGUCACGUAGUCGCCGUGCUUCCGUUUCAUCAUCUGGGUCUACUGCUCAUCCGCUAGAAGCAACAUCACCACCUAGUGGAGCUCUUUCGCCUCGGUUCGACGACCCCUCGGAAACACCAACAUCAUAUACUCCAUCUUUUGCUCGUUCGGACUCUACACCCCCUUCUCAGGUUCAUCAUGGUAUUGUAGCCCGUGCUACAGAGGAUAGUACUUUAGCUGUUAUCCCGGCCGAGGCAUUCCGUAGAGUGACUAAAAAGUUCCCAAAAGCCACUGGACACAUUGUUCAAGUGAUUUUGACACGCUUUUCACGUGUUACGUUCAACGCUGCUCAUAAAUAUCUUGGCCUGACAACAGAAGUACUUCGUGCGGAAAAAGCCAUCAAUGAAAUCGCAUGUCAUCCGCUUCCUGCAUCAUUUUAUGAAGGCGGGGGGCUACAGUAUCUGCGACAGCGUUUUGACGAGGUGACUGUUCACGAUACAGACUCCGAAGGUGAUUAUUUCACUUACACUUCGCCACCUUUGGCAUCACCAAAAAUCAAUGUAGCGACUGCGAAUGUUUCGUCAAAGGAAAACCUUUCAGAAAGUCCCUUACCGGCAACUCUGUCUACUUCAUUACCGACUCCGUUGCGCAGUGCCACUAUGCGUACCCCUAUAUCCCGCCAUCAAGUCCAAGCAGGGGAUUUGCAUACCACAGCUGGUAGUUCAGAAGCAUACAAACCUCUUACCAGGUCGUUUAGUGUUCUGAACACCCCUCGAAUUUCCGCGCCGGUAAACAAGUUUCUUGACUCUCGCUUGUCUGGAGAUGACUUUGACCUUCGAGAAGAAGUUAUGUCUUGUAUCGCCAAGUCUAUUGGUUUACUACAACCUCCAAUGAGCGGAGGCGAGUCCAUCGAGGUUUCUCCUGCGCUCCCUGCCUUUGAUACUGGGGGAUCCCAAUCUGUGCAAUCGGGAUUGUUUAAUUCUUCUUUUGGUUCUUUGUCUUUACUGGAUACAGCAGAUGAUGGUGCUUCUAGCUUGACAGGAGGCUCAUCUACUCAUGUAGGUGGAUAUAUGAGUGGGCUGGACAAUGAGGUAGAAAUUCUGUUUUUUGCCGCGGGGUCUACCUUGGCGAAGGCUGGUGAAAGAAACACAGGUUUAUUCUAUGUCAUCGAAGGGUUUCUUGAUAUAUUUUUACCUCUGGAUGAUACCAAAACCAAUGGAAAGUCUAUGGGUUCCGAUACAGAUUCGGUAUUCACUGUCGAUCACAAGCCUGAAGCGGAUAAACAUGUAGAAGGAAAACUGCUGUUUACAGUCAAACCUGGGGGGAUUGCAGGCUAUCUAGCUUCUCUCACCAGUACAGCCUCCUAUGUGGACAUCAGCGCUAAAACAGAUACAUACGUAGGGUUCCUUCCUGCCAAUGCCCUGGAACGUUUGCUCGAAAAGCGGCCGAUCGUGCUUCUUACUUUGGCGAAGCGUCUCAUAUCGCUGCUGUCCCCACUGGUUUUGCAGAUUGAUGCAUCGUUAGACUGGAUGCAGGUCACUGCAGGUCAAGUCCUCUGGCGCCCGGAGGACAUCAGCGAUAGUUUCUAUAUAGUGAUCAAUGGGCGACUUCGCGCAAUUUCCGAGACAGAAGGCAAAACCAUAAUUACUGGAGAGUAUGGACAAGGUGAUACUGUCGGGGAAUUGGAUGUUAUUACUAGCUCGCCUCGCCGGACGACUGUUCAUGCUAUUCGUGACUCGGAACUUAUUCGCAUGCCCCAGACCCUCUUCAAUGCCAUUUCAUCCAGGAAUCCUCAAACCACUGCUCAGUUAUUGCGGAUGAUCGCUUCGCGAGUUAGAGAUGAAGUCGAUGCCAACUCUAAUGUACCAUCAAGGAACACAGCUUCAGAGCUUGGGCGGAACAAUACCAACCUCAAAACUGUAGCUGUGCUUCCUGUAUCCAGGCAGGUUCCCAUAGAUGCCUUUGCUCGUAAGCUCAAAGCUGCGUUGGAAGGUAUUGGCGCGAAGACCAGCUUUUUGAACCAGGCAUCUGUGUCGGGUCACCUGGGCCGCCAUGCAUUCUCGAGGAUGGGAAAACUCAAAGCUGCCGCGUGGCUGGCUGACCAAGAACAGAGGUAUCGUACGGUGUUGUACGUUGCUGACUCGCCAGUCAAUAGUCCGUGGACUCAGACUUGUAUCCGACAGGCUGAUUUUGUCAUGGUAGUUGGUAUGGGUGAUGACCCAGGCCUCGGUGAAUACGAGCGUCUUCUCCUUUCUAUGAAAACAACUGCUCGCAAGGAGCUCGUGCUUUUGCACCCCGACCGUUCAGUAGCACCAGGGUCAACCAGGGAGUGGUUAAAGAAUCGACCUUGGGUGCAUCAACACAUACACGUUGAACUUCCGGGCCUGGUGUUACCCAUGCCUAAAGUCAUCCCUAUUCAAGAUCCAGGUGCCGUGACUGCCUUCAAGAACCUGAAAGACAAGGUACAGAGUGGAAUUCAGAAGUAUCGUGGGGGACCAAGGCAUGCACGCCCACAGCGACCAGUCCACGUCAACGACUUCGCUAGAUUGGCAAGAAGGUUGUGCGGGAAAUCAAUUGGUGUUGUUCUCGGAGGAGGAGGCGCUCGUGGUUUAUCACACCUGGGUGUUCUUCGUGCAUUAGAAGAACACAGUGUGCCGAUUGAUUAUAUCGCUGGCACCAGUAUUGGGGCGUUCAUUGGAGGCUUAUAUGCGCGCGAGGGAGAUAUCAUUCUUAGUGCCAGUCGUGCUAAGCAAUUCAGUGGACGCAUGGGUAACAUCUGGAGGAUGUUAUCCGACGUCACUUAUCCCCUGGUUGCUUACACCACUGGUCACGAAUUUAAUCGUACGAUUUACAAAGCAUUUUACGAUCUUCAUAUCGAGGAUAUGUGGCUACCCUACUUUUGCAAUACAACUAACAUCAAUACAUCACGCAUGGAAAUCCACGAAACGGGUUAUGCAUGGAGAUUCAUACGGGCGUCUAUGACAUUGGUUGGCCUUCUCCCCCCACUGUGCGAUAACGGCAAUAUGCUUGUUGAUGGCGGAUAUAUUGAUAAUCUCCCGGUAGCCGCUAUGUUCGCAAUGGGCGCCAGCGCCGUUUUCGCCUCGGAUGUCGGAUCUGUGGACGACAAUUCCCCGCGCAAUUUUGGAGACUCGGUCUCAGGGUGGUGGCUUCUAGUCAAUAGAUGGAAUCCUUUCUCAAGUGCAAGACUAGUGCCGGCUAUCACUGAGAUUCAGAGUAGAUUAGCAUAUGUGUCCAGCGUUCGUACACUGGAAGAUGCCAAAAUCGCAGGAGGGUGUCUAUACAUGCAAAUGCCGGUACAGGAGUACGGUACGCUUCAAUUCAGCAAAUUUGAAGAGAUCGAGAAGAAAGGCUACCAUGCUGCAAUGGAACUGUUGAGUCGAUGGGAAGAUGAAGGCAAGCUGCCUCGGGGACAUAUUGGGGGGCAGGGUACGGGCGCGACAAAGGCAACCAAGAAGGGAAGAAGCGCCAGGAGAAAUUCCGUGUGAUCGCAUGUGCAUCGUCUGAUCAUCAUGAUUGCAUGAUUUACAGCGCAUGUCGCACUUUGUGCAACGUUCAGUAGACACUAUAAGGAGCAGUACUACCAAUAGUGACUUGACAUAAUAUAAGUUUGUAACCA